Messenger RNA from Centruroides sculpturatus (bark scorpion), 585 nucleotides. RefSeq names its product trypsin-6-like. Lineage: Eukaryota; Metazoa; Arthropoda; Arachnida; Scorpiones; Buthidae. The transcript is spliced from 4 exons. The record is from RefSeq and is a predicted model, not a curated record. Gene Ontology annotation, molecular function: serine-type endopeptidase activity. Gene Ontology annotation, biological process: proteolysis. Bases 58 to 585 code for a protein of 175 amino acids.
AUUUAAAGGUGUGUAGAUGAUAACAUUUACUGAAAAUUACAAAGUUUUAGCAUAAUAAUGUAUAAUAAUUUUCUUAGGUUCUUCUUUAUUGUAUUAAUAUCAACUUCACUUUUAUGCUCACCAGAGAGAGUGCGUAGAGUUAUUGGUGGUUACCCAGUACAGAAUUCGAGAUGGCCUUUUCUGAUAGCAGUUUAUUAUAAUGGCGUAUACGAAUGCAUGUUUUCCUUAAUUUCAUUAAAAUCGGCCAUUGGACCUGCUAGCUGUUUAAUUUAUAAAAAUGUUUCGUUAAUGCAUGGAAGAAUAGGAGACGUCAAUAGGUAUGAAGGAACUAUAAUUCAUUUCUCAAACUGUACCAUUCACAAAUCGUAUAUAAGUUGGUCAGAAGAGGACAACAUAGCUUUACUAUUUCUUGAAGAACCAUUAACUGAGUCGGGUACUAUCAGACCUGUUGCUCUUCCGCAUAAAACUUUAAAUGUAACAGAAAAUUGGAUAGGAGUAUUUUCUGCAGGAUGGGGAUGCUUUGAAUUCAGUAAGCUUACUGGAAUAUUCUUGUUUUUCUCUUAUUGCUUUUCAAGAUAUAAAUAA